AUGGCUUUACUCGUUCUGUUAUUUUUGUUUGGUCAUGUUUUUAACUUGCAGGUUUCUUCUGCGCCCGUUAGUAAUGUCUCCAAACACUGUAAAUUUCAGCUUAAAUUCUGGCAUAUCUCAGACCUGCACUUGGAUCCGACCUACCAUGUGACAGAAGACCAUACCAAAGUGUGUUUUUCCUCUAAGGGUGUUCCCGCAUUGGACCCUGGAGUGUUGGCGAUUUCCUCUGGAUUCUCCAUACAGCUCAUUCUCUCAGCGUUUAGUUACAUGAAGCGGGACCUGCAGCCUGAGUUCAUUAUAUGGACCGGAGACAGUCCUCCGCAUGUCCCUAAAGAAGAGCUGUCCACUGAUGUAGUGAUCAAUGUGAUUGCUAAUAUGACCCACACCAUACAGCAGUUCUUCCCACAGAUUCCUGUUUAUCCUGCCCUGGGCAACCAUGACUACUGGCCACAGGAUCAGUUCCCAACAUCUGCGAAUGCGAUUUAUGAUGCUGUUGCCAAACUCUGGUCUUCGUGGUUGAAUCCAGCAGCUGUGGCUACUUUGCAGAAAGGAGGCUUUUACUCUCUUGUGAUCAAACCUGGUCUGCGUCUGGUGAGUCUCAACACAAACCUGUACUACAGUCCUAAUGAAGUGACCGUAAACAUGAGCGACCCUGCGGGGCAGUUCCAAUGGCUGCAGGAAACACUUGAGCUGUCAAGACAAAACAUGGAGAAGGUCUAUGUGAUCGCGCACGUCCCCAUCGGUUACCUACCCUUUGCUAAAAAUACGACAGCCAUCCGAGAACACUACAAUGAACAACUGGUCAAAAUAUUUCGCAACUACAGUGAGGUGGUGGAGGGUCAGUUUUAUGGGCACACUCAUCGGGACAGUAUCAUGAUUCUGUUGGAUCAGCAAGGUAAACCUGUGAACUCCAUAUUUGUCACACCUGCUGUUACACCCAUCAAAAGUCAAUCAGAGCCAUUUUCAAACAACCCUGGUGUGCGCGCAUAUCUCUACCAACCUGACAGUUAUGCUUUGCUGGAUAUUUGGCAGUUCUAUCUAAAUCUUGAAGCAAACUUGGAGCAAAGGUCUGAGUGGAAGCUGGAAUACACAAUGACUGAGGCGUUUGGUAUCGAUGACAUUCAGCCACGCAGCUUGCAGGAACUCGCACUUAGGUUUGAAAAGCCACAAAGCAAGGCCUUUGACAAGUAUUUUAGCAAUUUUAUGGUAAGCUACAACACAAGUGCAAGAUGUGAGGGUGUCUGCAAGACAAUUCAGGUUUGUGCUGUACACUAUUUGGAUAGAGAGAGCUACUCGCAGUGUAUUGACAAAAGACAGAAGGAUUGAGCUGAUGAUACAAUACUGAGGGAGAUACUUGAUU
This is a messenger RNA of Danio aesculapii, 1360 nucleotides long. Its product is annotated as acid sphingomyelinase-like phosphodiesterase 3a. Gene Ontology annotation, biological process: sphingomyelin catabolic process. Gene Ontology annotation, molecular function: sphingomyelin phosphodiesterase activity. NCBI's taxonomy places the organism in Eukaryota, Metazoa, Chordata, Actinopteri, Cypriniformes, Danionidae. The record is from RefSeq and is a predicted model, not a curated record.